Messenger RNA from Rhea pennata, 1122 nucleotides. RefSeq names its product Wnt family member 4 (gene WNT4). Gene Ontology annotation, cellular component: extracellular region. Bases 85 to 975 code for a protein of 296 amino acids. Gene Ontology annotation, molecular function: cytokine activity; frizzled binding. Gene Ontology annotation, biological process: cell fate commitment; neuron differentiation; canonical Wnt signaling pathway. NCBI's taxonomy places the organism in Eukaryota, Metazoa, Chordata, Aves, Rheiformes, Rheidae. The record is from RefSeq and is a predicted model, not a curated record. The transcript is spliced from 4 exons.
CUGGCGAAGCUGUCUUCAGUGGGGAGCAUCUCUGAGGAGGAGACCUGCGAGAAGCUGAAGGGCUUGAUCCAGCGCCAGGUGCAGAUGUGCAAGAGGAACCUGGAGGUGAUGGACUCGGUGCGGCGCGGCGCCCAGCUGGCCAUCGAGGAGUGCCAGUACCAGUUCCGCAACCGCCGCUGGAACUGCUCCACGCUGGACACGCUGCCCGUCUUCGGAAAGGUCGUGACGCAAGGGACACGGGAGGCAGCGUUCGUCUACGCCAUCUCUUCGGCGGGGGUGGCCUUCGCAGUGACCCGAGCCUGCAGCAGCGGCGAGCUGGACAAGUGUGGAUGUGACCGCACAGUGCAAGGGGGCAGCCCGCAGGGCUUCCAGUGGUCGGGCUGCUCUGAUAACAUCGCCUACGGCGUGGCCUUCUCACAGUCCUUCGUCGACGUCCGGGAGAGGAGCAAAGGGGCCUCUUCCAACAGAGCAUUAAUGAACCUCCAUAACAACGAGGCGGGGAGGAAGGCGAUCCUGAACAACAUGCGGGUGGAGUGCAAGUGUCAUGGCGUGUCGGGCUCGUGCGAGUUCAAGACGUGCUGGAAAGCCAUGCCCCCCUUCCGCAAAGUGGGCAACGUGCUGAAGGAGAAAUUUGAUGGCGCCACAGAGGUCGAGCAGAGCGAAAUCGGCUCCACCAAGGUGCUGGUGCCGAAAAACUCCCAGUUCAAACCGCACACGGACGAGGACCUCGUCUACCUGGACUCCAGUCCUGACUUCUGUGACCACGACCUCAAGAAUGGGGUGCUGGGCACCAGUGGCCGGCAGUGCAACAAGACCUCCAAGGCCAUUGAUGGCUGCGAGCUCAUGUGCUGUGGCAGGGGCUUUCAUACGGACGAGGUGGAGGUGGUGGAAAGGUGCAGCUGCAAGUUUCACUGGUGCUGCUCCGUGAAGUGCAAACCCUGCCAUCGGGUGGUGGAAAUCCAUACGUGCCGGUGAUGCACAGAGGGGAGCAGCCGUCCGUCCCCCCUCUCUAACUGACUCUGCUUCUCCCUCACCCCGUGGUCAGGACUGGAGGAAGUGACCCAGACACUGCAGGGAGAGGGCAGCUCUUUUCAGAGACAGAGCCCCAGAGGAAAACAGAUU